Molecule: messenger RNA, 2660 nt
Organism: Ceratina calcarata
Lineage: Eukaryota; Metazoa; Arthropoda; Insecta; Hymenoptera; Apidae
Product: proton-coupled amino acid transporter-like protein CG1139
Exons: 8
Coding region: 102-1544 (480 amino acids)
Biological process (GO): amino acid transmembrane transport
Cellular component (GO): vacuolar membrane
Molecular function (GO): L-amino acid transmembrane transporter activity
Source: RefSeq, a predicted model, not a curated record
UGGCGCGAACCCUGAUCAGUCGAGUCGCGGCAGCCGUACCUGUCACAGCAAAAUAUGUAAUAUAUCGUAUCGCGAAAAACGAAAAUCCGGUUGUUCUUAGAAUGUCACACGACAAUUACGGAUUUACAUCGAGCACGGAUGCUCUGGAUGAUAAGAGAUGGACGUCACCCAAAAACAACAAAAAUGGUUACGAUCCAGGGCAACGCAAGCCGAGCAUUUACGUGCUGGAAUUGGAGGAGAAGAAGAAGAGCGUGCAGGCGAACGAGGAAGACUACAACCCGUAUGAACACAGGGUGGUCGCGCAUCCAACCACGAGCAUGGAAACGUUGUUGCAUCUACUGAAAGGUAGUUUAGGAACGGGAAUCCUCGCGAUGCCACGGGCCUUCCACCAUUCCGGUUACGGCGUCGGUCUAGUCGCGACGAUAAUCAUCGGCCUAUUCUGUACUUACUGCAUCCGGAUAUUGGUCAGCUCUGAAUACGAGCUAUGCAAAAGGAAGAAGGUGCCCUCGUUAACGUACCCAGCGACGGCGGAAGCUGCGCUCGCCGAAGGUCCGAUGCCUCUCAGGCGACUGGCGAAGUCAUCAGUUCAUAUCAUCAAUCUGUUCCUCAUGGUGUACCAAUUGGGAACUUGCUGCGUCUAUACCGUGUUCAUCGCCACGAAUUUACAAUUGGCGUUGAAGUCCUACAUUUCAGACAUAGACGUCAGGUUGUACAUGCUGGCGAUCUUGCUGCCCCUGAUCUUGGUCAAUUGGAUCAGGAGCUUAAAGCUCUUGGCGCCGCUGUCGACGAUCGCUAAUUUCAUCACUCUCGCAAGUUUCGGUAUAAUAUUGUACUAUAUAUUUAGGGAGCCGUUGUCGUUUGAGGAUCGCGAGGUGAUCGGGAAAGUGGAGAACUUCCCGCUCUAUUUUGGCACCGUGUUGUUCGCCCUCGAGGCUAUAGGUGUGAUCAUGCCAUUGGAGAAUGAGAUGAAGAAGCCGAAAGCGUUCGUGAGGACGUUCGGUGUACUGAACAUAGGAAUGGGCACCAUAGUUCUCCUGUACGCCGCGAUAGGUUUCUUCGGUUACAUUCGUUACGGCAGCGCUAUCGAAGGUAGCAUCACGUUCAGCCUCGAUGAGCCAGUGAUCCUUGCGCGGAGCGUGCAGAUCCUGUUGGCCAUCGCGAUCUUCUUCACCCACCCGAUCCAGUGCUACGUGGCGAUCGACAUCGUCUGGAACGAGUACUUGAGUCCGCAUCUUGAGAAAAACUCGCACAGGCUGCUCUGGGAGUACGUCGUGAGGACCUCUCUCGUUCUUCUCACCUUCCUGUUGGCCGUAGCAAUUCCUCAGUUGGACUUGUUCAUCUCCCUGUUCGGUGCUCUCUGCCUUUCCGGCCUCGGUUUGGCGUUCCCAGCAAUAAUUCAAAUCUGCACGUUCUGGACCGUGUGCGACAACACGGAGAAGUACAUAAUGCUGGCGAAGAACAUGUCGCUGAUCCUGUUCGGCCUGCUAGGGCUCAUCGUAGGAACUUACACGAGUCUUCGUGACAUCAUCAAGACAUUCUCUUGAACCACCCUGAAAGCUUGACGAGAAAAUCAUAGCGAGACAGGGAGACCGGCGGGACCGAUGAAGGGAGGAAUUGUUCACAAAAUGGAAAGGGAAGCUUGACAAUUGUGAUACAUUUAGGGAAGUUUUACGGUAUUUCACGGGUUUGGAAAUCUGUCUGGACCGAAGAUCUAUGCAUCAUCGAAGACGUAAUAUUAUCUUGUUAACCAGACACUAAGUGUGCCUUGAUCGCGUAGUUAGUGUAUGCUGUUCGAGGCCUGAACGCAGAACGCGGCCCGAAUCUGAUGAGCAAUGCUUUUUGAUGCGAUUCGACUCUUUUCGCCUGACGAGGAACUAUUUUUUUUUUAUUGUUUGUCGCGGUUGGUUUUUAAAAAACUAAAACUGCGCGACGAAUUUCAUCGCGGAACACGACGUGAUAUACAUAUACAUAUAUAUAGAUUUUAUUAAUUAAGAUCGGUCAUUAGUGUAAAUCGUUUAUUUAUGCCAGACUGACAUACGGAAAUUGAUCUUUGAAACGAUCAACGCGAUAUUGCGAUCGAGUCCCAAUUUACGCGUACUCGUUCAUGUUAAGUGAUGUACCUACUUUAAGAAUUGGUGACUGAAAAAUGAAAUGUGUCCACACGGAAGAACAUUGAUCGCGAAACACCAUUUCAUUUUUUAAUCUCAUUUUUCGGGGUCGUAACGAUUUGCAAUUUUCGCUUUAACGGGGGAUAUCAUCCGCAUCCUCACACGCGGUUCUUUGUUGUGGACUAAGAAUUCGUCGCAAUGAAAAUUGCUUCGAGAAUUAUUGUUUGGGAGACACGAGGUUAUGAUAUUUCCACGAAAAAAUUUUAUACAGACAAAUUCAGAAUUUUUAUAAGAGAAUGAGUAACAAUCUUUUGUACGUAACGAUAGAUAAUCAAAUAACGAAUCCCGUCUGCGUCCAAGUUGAAUUAAAUUAUUUAUUUGCGUUAGACUUGAACCUAAAGCUCUUGAAAACUUUCUCCAUUCUUUUUAUAUCGAUAACGUAUUUGGUACGUCUUGCUUAUUAAGAAUCCGUUUCACAUUUUUUAUUAUCGAUACUGUACUCUAUACUAUCAGUUGUACUCAUGAAUAAAUUUGUUAUGACUAGUUGCAAAA